This is a messenger RNA of Leptidea sinapis, 5990 nucleotides long. Its product is annotated as organic cation transporter protein-like. Lineage: Eukaryota; Metazoa; Arthropoda; Insecta; Lepidoptera; Pieridae. The record is from RefSeq and is a predicted model, not a curated record. The coding region runs from base 84 to 1703 and encodes 539 amino acids. Gene Ontology annotation, biological process: transmembrane transport. The transcript is spliced from 7 exons. Gene Ontology annotation, molecular function: transmembrane transporter activity. Gene Ontology annotation, cellular component: membrane.
CUGCCCGCGCAGUUGUCGUGUCAGUGAGCCAGUCGCGAUGGUUCAGUGACGGUUGAAGAUCGCAGUUAAAGCUAAGUGCAGACAUGAGUCAGAAGGAAGUCUUGAACUUGGAUUCGGUUCUGCUGGAGCUGGGUCAGUUCGGCCGCUACCAGAUCCGAACCUAUUGUUUCAUCCUGGUGCCAAUACUGUUCAGUGCGAUUUACAACGCCCAGUAUAUCUUCGCAGCUGCCGAUUUGGACUACCGAUGCAAGGUGCCAGAAUGUGAGUCGUCUCCGCCCCAGUUUGAGACUGACGUCUGGGGGAGCUGGGCUCUGCCCGACGGCGCAGGCCAGUGCGAGCGUUACGUGCCGAUCUCCAGCACCUGCUCAGCUGACUCCUUCCACCCAACUGACAAAAAGAGAUGCACCAGUUGGGUCUAUCAAAACGAAGACACUAUUGUUGCUACAUUCGAUCUUGCGUGUGAAGAAUGGAAGCGCACCCUGGUGGGGACACUCCACAGUGUCGGGAUAUUCUUUGCACUCCCCCUUACUGCCUACAUAUCGGACAGCUUUGGUCGGCGAGUUGCGUUCAUCUUGACGGCUGUGGCGCCGGCUGUCGUGGGGCUGGCCAGGUCUUUCUCCACCUCCUACAUUAUGUACAUCAUACUCGAAACCCUUGAGGCCAUCGUGGGCUCAGGAGUCUACAGCUCCGGUUUCAUUCUAGCUUUGGAAAUGGUCGGAAUCAACCGUCGAGUGCUUGGCGGUAAUAUUAUCUCAUGCACUUUCGCAGUUGGCCAGGCUAUCCUAGCUUUGGUCGCCUGGGGAAUUCCGGAAUGGAGGACACUUACCAGAGUCCUUUAUGCGCCAUCGUUCAUAUUUCUAUUGUAUUACUUCGUAAUUGAGGAGAGUGUCCGAUGGCUGCUCAGCAAAGGGCGGAAGGCUGAGGCGGCAAAGAUAAUAUUCAAAGCUGCUGCAGUAAAUAAAAAAAAACUCUCACCUGAAACAAUCAGGCAGCUCACAGAUGAGACAGUACAAGUGGAAGAGCUGAAUUCAACGUCAGCUGCUGAAGGAAAAAAGGAAUCUGUCUUCUGGCAAGUAAUAAAGUCAAAAGUGCUGGUGUCAAGGCUGUUCAUAUGUUCUUUUUGGUGGAUAACAGUGACAUUUAUAUACUAUGGACUGUCAAUAAACUCGGUGUCUUUGGGAGGCAAUAGAUACGUGAACUACAUCCUGACUGCGCUGGUCGAGAUACCUGGAUAUGGUCUGAGUGUGCUGACUUUGGAUCGAUUCGGGAGGAAAGGAUCUAUCAUGACAGCAUUCUUCGUUUGCUCCGUAUCCUUAUUCGGACUACCGUUCAUACCAUCUGAUUAUCAAUGGCUCCAGACGAGCCUUAACUUGCUCGGCAAGCUGUGUAUCAGCAUGGCGUUUAGCAGCAUCUAUAUUUACACGUCGGAGCUGUACCCCACGUCCGUGCGACAUUCGAUGGUGGCCAUGUGCUCGAUGGCAGGCAGGGUUGGUCAGGUGAUCGCACCACAGACACCGCUCCUGAUGAACUACAUGGCAUCAUUGCCGUAUCUGAUCUUCGGUGUGAUGGCAGCGAUAGCUGGUCUGCUGAUGCUGCUCACUCCAGAAACCUUGCACAUCCAGCUUCCAGAUACUGUGAAGCAGGCGGAAGCCAUAGCAGUGGCACCCCGGACUAAGAAGCGGACUGACAUUAUUGUGGACUAGACGAGAUAGACUUCACCAAAACACUCCAGGGCCGUACUAGCAUACAGCAUAUUAGUUGUAAUUAAAACUUCUUAUGCAGGCUUCCAUGAUAAUAGUUCCUAUUAAAUUUGAAAACAAAAUUUAUGAACAUUACGGGACUCGAACCCGCGACCUCUCGGGUUCCGUGCGAGCGUUCUUCUGAGCCAACCGUUCGAGUGACGUAUUAUUGAUAAAUAUUGUAAAAAAGGCAUAAAAGGCAUUUAUUUUCUCAAAAUUGAUUCCCUUAGAAUCCUUUUUGAUGUCAUUUCUAAUAUACUAGAUACUACUACCGCUUCGAAAACAAAUGGCGCUCUGAGAGAGAAGAAGCGGCGCAAGAAACUCUCCCAGCAUUCUUUUUUUGCGCUUUGCGCUGUUUGGUUUGUUCAACUCUCAGGUUGUAGCUUCAUCUACAGGAUCUACUUUACAGCGGUAAGCUGCUCAACCCCAAUGUUAGCAUAUUAGGAAAUUAAUGUAAGAUGUCGCUUUUUCCAAUCUAAACAACUUGUAAUUUUUUAAAGGUAUAACCUUCACUUCUGGGACAAUUACACAAAUUGGUCCCAGAUCGUUCAAAAAUUUUGUUUACAAAUUUAAUUUAUGUAUUUGUGAGGAUAAACACUUUACAAAAUAACAAACUGAAUAGUUCGUUUAUUAUAAUUUCAGAAUGAAUAUCCCUUGAAACUCUUCAUAAUGUUAUAAUUUUAAUUAAAAUGAAGUGAAUCCAUCACUGUAUUGAUAUGCCUUAGAUGUAAACCUUGUUUUUAUAUCGAAAUGACCUGCACUUUGGUUCCAUUAAAGGCAUAAAAGGCAUUUAUUUACUCAAAUUGAUUAAUUUAGAAUUCUUUUUGAUGUCAUUUCUAAUAUACUAGACACUACUACCGCUUCGGAAACAAAAGGCGCUCUGAGAAAGAAGAAGCCGCGCAAGAAACUCUCCCAGCAUACCUUUUUGAACUGUUCUGUGUGUGUUGUACUUUUACCUAGUCAUUUAUAAUAAUGAAAUCGUGUCCGGGUAAAUAUUAUGCAGAAUUAUAUUAUGAAAAUAUAGGUAAUUCCGCCUAUAACGUGUGGUGGUUACGUGUUUUAAGAAACGACGUUAUAGGGGUGUUCCCGUAUAACGCGUUAUAUCACCUCGUAGUUUGUAAUAACAAUAAUUAUUAAUCACAAUUCGUAACAAGUAUUUCCUAUUGUUUGCCUAAUUUUACUAUUUUAUAAGGGUUUUAAAUCCAUAAAAUUAAUUAAUAGUUUAAUUUUGUAAUAACACAAUUGACACAAGUGCAAAGCUACGCGAAGCUAAUUAUGAAAUGUAUAUGUGGGAAAUCCCCGCGUCCGUGUUAUAUAAAUGAUUUAAAUCUCGUAAUAUGAACAUGUGUUAUAAUGACACCUCGUUAUUGGUGGGAUUACUGUAUAUGUUUUUCAUUUCUGCAUUUUGUUUUAGAGUCCGACUUCUUCUGCGUUAUAUUAUUAAUAUUAUAGAAUAAGUAGGCAAUAGUUUUAUUAAUAAUUAUUAUCGUUUAGUCAAAUGUGGUACAAAUUAUUGUUUAGAUUUACUUUCGUGUUAUGAUGAAAAUAAUUUAGUUAAGUUAUUGAUAUAUUGCACUGGUAAGGUAUAUGAAGUUAUAUGAUUAAUGAUUGCAGUAUUUUAUACCAAUUGCUCACUGAGGGAUGCCAAAAAAUGGGGUUUUUCUUUAAAAUCUUUAAAUCUUUGGGGACGGGCUGAUGUUAAAAUAAUAAUAAAAUAUUUUAUUAACUGAUAAAAAAAAGUUAGGACAAUAUAUAGUAUCUUAAACAUAAUAAAAUAAAAGUAGCUCAAACAUCAGCCGCAAAUAGACACAAGCUCAGCAUAUGCUGACACACAUAUUAUGUAUGUCCAGCGCCGAUCUUCCGCUUGAGCCAUUUUGAUUCAUUUGAGCCAUUUGAUUAAUUUGAGCCAUUUGAUUAAUUUGAGCCAUUUGAUUAAUUUGAGCCAUUUGAUUAAUUUGAGCAAUUUGUUAAUGUUAUUUGUAUUAUUUGUCAGAUAUAUAGCCUAAAAUGCCACCGCUUGAGUCUGUAGGUACGUGUUUUUGUGAUAAAACCAAUUUUAAAUGAACUUUUAGGGAGUAUGCAAUGUAUUAGCGACAGAUUGCCUAUAAAAAAUAGUAAUUGCACCAUAUUAUUCCAUUUUUCAAUUCUUAACAAAAUUUCCUUUAAAAUGACUUACAAUUUAGUAAAAAACAUACAGGUGUAAUUUAAAUCAGAAAAUAAAUUUUACUAAAAUAAUAUACAGGUAAGGUAAUAUGAAUUUUACUAAAGUACUUGCCGUCAAUUAUUUAUAGGCAUUUAGCAAUUAGUUUCAUCAAAAAAACACGUAGGUACCUACAGAAUCAAGCAGUGGGAUCUUGUACUAAUCAUGCUAAGUACUCACUAAUUAAAUUAAUUAAAUGAGAGAAAAUGUGGUGACUGAGUGAGAUAAUAGAGAACUAAAAGAGAAAUUAUUGUGGAGUUCUGAAAACUUGUUAUAGUUGUAUCUUGUAUGUUAAAGUACCGAGUCGAUUUAAUAUGAACUUCCUUGUUACUUUUUAUAGUUAUAAUGUAUUUUAAUCUUUUUUAAGGUCUGUUACAGAUAUCGAACCUACUUUUGAAACUGUGGUACCUACUUAAAGGAAAGCUCAUUCAAUUUUUGUAAUCUAAUUCUUAGUCCUAAAUACGUAUGAGUAAAAAAAGGAAGGACUCCGCCCCGUGAUAUUAUCAAGUGAAGCACCUUUAUGAUAGUAUGUGUUUUGUUACGGGGGAUACCAGAUAACACAAAUUUUGUCCCGUUAUUAGUCAAUACAUAGCCAUAUUACUUUUAACUCCGAUUUUUUUAUUUUUGACAGUCACAUUAUUUCCUAAAUUGAUUACUCUAUUUUUCGGGUAACGUUCCCGUAAAUUUUCCGGUUACACCGGAUGUUACUAUAACGCGUAGAGAAGGUUUUGUGUCCCAAAAAUCGAAUUAAUUUGUAUUAUGGAAAGAACAUAAAAUAGUAUGAUAAAAACUAUUCUAUCUGUGAAAGGUAAUUCCUUGACACUUUUAAUGUUCCCUAGCAUUGUUUUAACCCAAUUUCACAAUACACGACAGCAUUUAAAAAAUAUUUUAUUGCGAUGUAAACUGAUCUGUGACAGACGAUGGCAGAUGGCGCCUGAUCGGCUUAUGUAUUUUAAUCUUUUUUUUAAGUGUAUGCGUGGGGCUAUGUAUUUACACGUAAACUGGCUUGUUUUGAUGCUUCACUGUUACGUUAGGUGACACGGAGUCCUAAUUUUUUUACUCGUCCGUGGUCCUAAAAUAAUAAUUUGUCAUAUUACAAUUGUAGUUUUUGAGCACCAGUGAAAUUUUUGUCAUUAUUUACUGUUACUAACUUAGAUUAUUUAUAUGUCUAGAUAAGCCGUGACAGCCUUGAACUCGUCGAAAAAAGUAGCGACAAACUGCUAACGUCUAUUUUCAGGAAUGUACGCACACUAAAACAAUAGUAGAUUGUUAAUUAGGAAUUUUUUGUAGGAAUUGAUUCUUUUACCUGUGUUAAACACUUUACUUUUCAUUUCGAAUAUGAGGAAAAUAAAACUAAUUAUCUAAACCAUACAUUGCUAAUAUAUCAUAAUAUAAGUAGUACAUAUUUAAAAUUAAUUGUCAAAUUAGGACAAUUUAUGACGACUCACCGCGUAAUUGUUGCGGCUUAUUCCGCUCAAAGAAGUUUGCGCUAAGUUCACACUGGCUGUUUAGAAAGUCACAUGGCCACAGCUUUUUUUUUAAUUAGUUUUUUUUACUUAAAACUCUGCACAGCUGAAAGCAGUUCUAUUUUUGAAGUUCAUUCCGGCCCUUAGGUGGAAAGUAAUUUGCAUGAGUUUUUCCCUCUCCAUGGAGGAAAGCAGCAUUUUCCACCCAAUAAUCAGAUCAAGACAACAUUACUUUCCGAGUAUGAGAAAUGAAAAGUAACUUACGUUUCCCGAGUGAGACGUAGCUUGUCACGCACACUAAAGUAAUAAACCUGACCUGUUGUCAUAUUGAGUUGCCUUACAGCAAUAGGCUCUGUCUAGAAGUAUAUUAUAUCUAAGGUUACUAUUAUAUAGUAGGUAUAUGGAAUGCAUAUGCUAAUGGGUCGAUAUUAGGGUUUUAAACUUUAAUGAGCUAAAAAGAAAUCUGUAUCUCUUAUUGAUAAAGUAUUUACAAUUUACCGAAAUGAUGAAUGGGAUUGGGAAUUCUAUUAUGAGAAGAAAAAUGUGAAAAAUUAUGUUUUUAUUAAAAUAUAUGUGUUAUAAUAA